CCGUGGCUGCGCGAGCAGACGCCGCCGGGGCCUGAGGCCGGCGCGCGGAGUGCCUCGGUGGAGCGGGGGCUAGAGGCGGGGGGCCCGGGAGGCGCGGCUGCGGCUGCGGCUGCACAGGCGUUUGGGUUUCUGUCGGGUUACUCGCUGGGUGUGACGGUUGGCAUCAUCACGCCGUACCGGGCUCAGCGGGAGCUGCUGCGGCGGCGGUUCGUGGAGGCGCUGGGUCCGGGGGUGCUGGAGGCGGUGCGCAUUGAGACGGUGGACUCCUUCCAGGGCAAGCAGCUCGACGUCAUCAUCCUCUCAUGCGUCCGUACAGCCCGACCCGGCGCCGCUGCCGCCUCCGCCGGCGGCGGCGGCGGCGGUGUGGGCUUCCUAGCCGACGUGCGCCGCAUGAACGUGGCCAUCACGCGCGCCAAGCAGGCGCUGUGGGUGCUGGGGCAGUUCGCGGCGCUGCGGCGGGAGCCCAACUGGGCGGCGCUCAUCGCGGAUGCGGAGGCGCGCGGCUGUGUGAUUGAGGAGGCGAGCGCGGGGGAGCUGUGCCCCGAGUGGCUGGCAUUCCAGGAGCGCUACCGCGGCGCGCAGGCGGCCCGUGUGCAACAGGAGCAGCAGCUGAUGAUGCAGAGGAUGGGGCAGCCGGGGGGUGCGGGUGUGGGGGCCAUGAUGAUGCAACCGCAGGGUCUAGGAGGCCCGCCGCAGAUGAUGCAGCAGCAGAUGCAGCAAGGGCAGGUGCUGGGGCCACCGCAGCGGCUGCCGCCGCCUCCACAUGGGAGUGCGGUGCCUCCACGCAUGCAGGUGCAAAUGCAGCAGCCACAGGCACCCCAGCCCCAACCUCCCCCUCAGAUGCUGCCACCCGGCACCAGGCCCCCACAAGGCCCCGGAGAGCCGCCCCAGCCUCAGCCCCCGCAGGGCCCCAUGCAGGCCCAAAACGAACCCCAGCCGCCGCCUCGGCCACAUCCGACUGCCUCCCGCCCUCCCGCCAGCCACGCGCCUAAAGCGCUGGGUCGACCCCACCCGCAUUCGCACAGCCUGCAGCCUCAGCCGCUUGCAGCGCAGCAGCAGGGGCCGGGGCCGGGUGCGUCACGUGGUCG
Messenger RNA from Astrephomene gubernaculifera, 1088 nucleotides. The record is from the annotation of a GenBank genome assembly. Lineage: Eukaryota; Viridiplantae; Chlorophyta; Chlorophyceae; Chlamydomonadales; Astrephomenaceae.